AUGGCUGGUUUUGAUCCAUUAACUUUAAUCGAGAAAGAUGAUAUUUCUAGUUAUGAAAAAUUUAUUUUAGACUUAUAUGCUAAGACUUCUGCGGCAAUGAAUACGAGUCAUAAAAAUCGUAUAACAAAAUUAUUUGGAAGAUUGCCUCUUAAAUCAAUUCGAGAACUUAAUGAUAAAUUAAAUAAAUUUGUAGGUUCCUUUUUUGGAUCGAUUUAUUCAUGUGAAGAUGAUAGUUUUAACAAUCGUAUAAAAAUUGAUUUGAGUAAUCAUGUAUGUAAUUGCUGUAGAUCGCAUGAACAUAUUGAAAAUGAUUAUGAAUUAACCACUAUUCACAAGAUAAUAACAAAUGAUCCAAUCGACAUUACACAUAUGAAGCAUCGUAUGUUGCGUGAUCUUUUUUUAUGGUCGAUUUUUAUGGAUAUGCCUGAAAUGGCUAAAGUUUUACUUCUUCAUGUUCAGUCUCGUAUUUGUGUUGCUCUUAUUGCUUCAGCUAUAUUUAAGCAAUAUUCAAAAUUAUCUCAAACAAUUGAUUUAAAAGGUAAAUAUCUAACUCAAUCAUUUGAAUUUGAAACAUAUGCUGCAAUGUUUAUUGAUAAAUGUUAUAAAUAUAAUGAGAAACGUGCUUGUGAAUUACUUUUACGACAAAUACCACUUUUUGGUAAUAUUACAUGUAUGCAGAUUGCUAUUUCUAGUGAAAGUGAUAAAUUAGUUAAAACAGCUUGUUUUCAUGAAACAUUAAAUCAAGUAUGGUAUGAUAAAUUAUCUUUGACUAAUCGUCAUAUAUCAGCAAAAUUAUUACAAAUUCUUUCAAUUCUUACUUUUGGCUUAAUAGCACCUUGGAUUAUUAGUUAUCGAAAAGAAAAUCAAGAAUCAUUGAAUAAUACAAAGGAUGAUGCUCUCUCUGAAGAAGGUAUAAACUAUUAUGUCGAUGAACAAAAUUCAAACGAAGAGAAACGUACAAAUUAUUGGAAGCGUUUUCGAUAUUUUCAUGAAAAUCCAUUAAUAAAAAUGUCUUAUCAUUUUAUUAGUUAUGUAUGGUUUUUACUUGUAUUCAGCUAUAUGAUGCUUUAUCGUCUUGAUGCUCUUAAUACAUGUCCUAUUCCUCAUUGGACUGAAUUCUAUGUGAUUAUUACUGUUUCAACUAUGUUUUGUGAAGAAGCUCGAAGACUUUAUCAUGAAUAUGAUACACGUAUGACUGAACGAUGGGGCUCAACUUCAUCUACUAUUUUAACUGUAUUGUCAAAUGUAUUUUAUAUUAUGCCUUAUUUUCUUUUUUAUUUGGGUUUUGCCUUUCGAUAUGGUAGUUAUGAUGAAUAUUUACUUUCUACUGCAAGAAUUAUUUGGGCACUUGAUCUUGAAUUAUGGUAUCUUCGAUCAUUAAAAUUUGUUUUUGCUUUAAGAUUUUUAGGUCCAAAAUUAUUUAUGUUAAAAAAUAUGCUUCGAGAUUUAUUUGCUUUUGUCUAUAUGAUUUUCAUAGCAAUGACUGCUUAUGGAGUUGUAUCACGAGCAUUGAUUCUUUAUAGACAAGUAUCAUUUACAAGUCAUGGUAUUUUUAGUCAAAUUUUUUAUGAUCCAUAUUGGUUUAUUUAUGGAGAAGUGUCGGAUAAAGAUUUACUCGAAGAAAUAGUUAAUAGUAAUAGUAGUACAACAGGAAAUGUUGCACAAGCGAUAGCAACACAUGUUUUAUUAGCAUUUCAUAUGUUAUUGAUUAAUAUUCUUUUACUUAGUUUAAUAACCGCCGUUUUUACUCAUUCAAUUGAUGAAGUUCGAGAAAAUACAGAAUUUUAUUGGCGUUAUCAACGUUAUGCAUUUGUACGAGAAUAUUUCGAACGUUUACCAUUAUCUUGUCCCCCAUUAAUUGUUAUUUCACAUAUUGUAUUACUUUUUUUGACUAUUCGACGUAUAUGUCAUUCGAUAUUGUGUCGAAAUCAAGCGCCAAUUGAAAAUCAUGUACCACUAUCAAAAAAGCUUGCACGUGUUUUUAAAAUGAUUCCUACGAAUGACUCACAAAAUAAACAAUGGGAUUCUUUUGAAAAUGCUGCAACACAUAGUUAUAUUCGUUCAAUAUUAGAAAAAAAUAAAAACAAAGAUACUUUGUCUACCAGUCAUGG
Molecule: messenger RNA, 2111 nt
Organism: Rotaria sordida
Lineage: Eukaryota; Metazoa; Rotifera; Eurotatoria; Philodinida; Philodinidae
Source: the annotation of a GenBank genome assembly